Carassius carassius (crucian carp) is the source of this 1588-nucleotide messenger RNA. Its product is annotated as Krueppel-like factor 4. Gene Ontology annotation, biological process: regulation of transcription by RNA polymerase II. The transcript has 4 exons. Lineage: Eukaryota; Metazoa; Chordata; Actinopteri; Cypriniformes; Cyprinidae. Bases 224 to 1270 code for a protein of 348 amino acids. Gene Ontology annotation, molecular function: DNA-binding transcription factor activity, RNA polymerase II-specific; RNA polymerase II cis-regulatory region sequence-specific DNA binding. The record is from RefSeq and is a predicted model, not a curated record.
CGGUUCCGUCUGCACGCGCUCGCGGUGUUAACGACUGGACUGAUCUUCACACAUGAGCUGCGCGGUGCACUUGGAGACUUCCGUCGCUUUCUCUUUUGGCUUUGAUGUGUCCGAGAGUUUCCCCGGAGCUCCGUGACUAAAGGAUUGUAUUCUUUGCUCUUUCUCCGACUGCAGGCGGUCAGCGAGUGUGACGUCAUGCACUGACAGCGCUGCGCGCGAGGCGAUGACGGGACCUGCUGCCGGUUCAAGAUGGACGGAGGAGAUGUCCCACCUGAAACGCUCCUGCAUGUCUACAGGUGGGACCUGUGCUGACCAGGACGUCCCCUCCGUGAUGACCAAGAAGCAGUCAGAAGAGCUGGAUCUGCUGGACUAUGACUUUAUCCUGUCGAACUGCAUGCUUCAGCAGCAGCAGAAAGAGGAGGAGAGAACUCUUGCGUCUCCCUCUGCGUCCUUCUCCUAUCAGAUGCCCUCUCCUCAGGGAGAGGACUCCAGCAUGCUGUACAACAUCCCGGACAUCAGCGAUGUCUCUCCCUCGGGGGGGUUUGUUGCUGAACUGAUGAGGCCUGAGCUGGAUCCUGCGUAUCUUCAGCCCACGAGCCUCCACGGAAAGUUUGUGGUGAAGACCACCAUGGACAUGACUGAUUACAGUAAGAGAGGCUCGGAGCCGUUUGCUUGUCCUGGGAUUAAACAGGAGCAUCCCAGCACCUGCACCGUCGGCCGGCCCAUGGAUCUCCAUCUGGGACUGACCUCACGGCCCGGAGUCGGCCAGAGACCGCUGAUGGAGCCUCACAGCUUCAGUGCGUCCCGAGAGGUCAUGGGUCCCAGCCGCUCGUCCACAUCCUCUGUGUCUCCAGACGAACAUCCUCUGGUCCCGGGAUAUCACCCCUCGCCCGGUUACUCAGGCCUUCCUCAGUCAGUGCAGUACCAAGAGCUGAUCUCUCAAGCCGAAUGUUUGACUGAAGAGUCCAAGCCCAAGCGUGGCCGGCGCUCCUGGCCGAGGAAGAGGACAGCGACACACACCUGUGAUUACGCCGGCUGUGGAAAAACAUACACCAAGAGCUCGCAUCUCAAAGCCCACCACAGGACUCACACAGGAGAGAAGCCGUAUCACUGUGACUGGGAGGGAUGUGGCUGGAAGUUUGCCCGUUCGGACGAGCUCACCAGGCACUACCGGAAGCACACGGGCCAUCGGCCGUUUCAGUGCCAGAAGUGCGACCGAGCCUUCUCCCGGUCCGACCACCUCGCGCUGCACAUGAAACGACAUCUAUAACCAAGACUGGAAGACUCCAAAACAGUGAAGAUCCCAGUGGACUAGUGAACCACGUGUUGCCUUUGAACAAGAGUCAGUGAACUAGAGCGGUGUCCUCCGCAGCAUCAGGAUCGGGACUUCUCCUGUUCUUUAGUUUAUUUUAUUCCCCUUUUUUGUGGUUGUCUUCCAACAUGCUGGCGAUUCCCUGUCCGUUUCUGCACACUGGGACAAUACUGGAACGUGCAUCUACUUACCGACAAAACUUGGAGAUGCCAAGAUGCCAAACACAGGACUGGAAAUAUAUGAAUAUCAGGGAUAAUAAAUGGACACAUUACAACA